Messenger RNA from Sclerotinia borealis F-4128, 918 nucleotides. NCBI's taxonomy places the organism in Eukaryota, Fungi, Ascomycota, Leotiomycetes, Helotiales, Sclerotiniaceae. The record is from the annotation of a GenBank genome assembly.
AUGUUCGCUCAACGCUCGAUUAUGGCUCGCACUUUGUCCAACUCACUCAACAAUAAAGGAAGAAGUUUCUGGCAAUUCUACUUUCAGGAUUACAGCACCAUCGCCUCCAGAUCUAUUCAGCAAGGAUCAACAUUUCCAAAGAGUGUUGAGAAGGUAUCCACAUUGAACGUUGGGGCUCAGAAGUUCGAUAACUCCCAUAUCAAUACAUGUAAUCAUACUUGCUACGAAAAGUAUAGCAUCGCUGGCUUCAAUCCUAUUGUCUAUACUCUUCCAACACAAUCUAAAUCCAACAAACAAGUCUCUACAGCGAGCAUCGAGGCAAAGAAGAUUGCGGUAGAGGACAAUUGUCAUAUUACAACAUGCAAUCAUGCGUAUUACCAGAAGUACAGCAUCGCCGGCUUCCAUCCCAUCAAUCACCUUCUAACGCCCAUCAAAAUCACCAAGAAGGGUCCUACCACCACCAUUGAGUCUCAGGGAGAGGACAUCGAUGAUAUCGAUGAUGAGCCAUAUGACCAUAGUUACUACAAGAACUAUAGCAUCGCCGGCUUCCAUCCCAUCCAAACUACAACUCCAACAUCCCCGGACUCCUCUAAGAACCCCACAAAUGUGAGCCUUGAGAUCAGCAAAAUCAAGGUCCUCUCAGUCGUCACAACCUACAUCCCGUCUCUUUCUCUUGAAAAGACGAUGAACCAGGAGUUUUUGGAUACUAAACCAAAUAUCGAUACAUCUACUCAGACGAAUCAGAAUCUUGGUUUUAAGGGACUCGGCAUUACUGGAUUGCGAGAUGCUAGCGAUGAUAUGGCAGAGCAUGAGGAGAUGGCAAGAAGUGACGAGGAAGCCAUUCGGGUUAGGGAGAGGGAUGAUGGUAUUGUUCGCGCUGGCUUUCCUGCGAUUUGUCUUUUCAUGGGUAUAUUUUGA